Artibeus jamaicensis (Jamaican fruit-eating bat) is the source of this 4811-nucleotide messenger RNA. It is a transcript of the gene PABIR1, whose product is annotated as PP2A Aalpha (PPP2R1A) and B55A (PPP2R2A) interacting phosphatase regulator 1. The record is from RefSeq and is a predicted model, not a curated record. Gene Ontology annotation, biological process: mitotic G2/M transition checkpoint. Gene Ontology annotation, molecular function: protein serine/threonine phosphatase inhibitor activity. The transcript has a single exon. NCBI's taxonomy places the organism in Eukaryota, Metazoa, Chordata, Mammalia, Chiroptera, Phyllostomidae. The coding region runs from base 141 to 1004 and encodes 287 amino acids. Gene Ontology annotation, cellular component: nucleus; cytoplasm.
GAAGGGGCACGCAAGCGCAGAGGGUCCACACCGCUGACAGAUUCUCGGUGGUGGCGGCAGCAGCAGUGGACCUAGACUGCGGGGAAUGGGAGUACUAGUUCUCUGACUGAACACCGCCCCCGCCUCCUUAGCCCCCCGACAUGGCUCAGGAAAAGAUGGAGCUAGACCUGGAGCUGCCUCCGGGUACAGGCGGGAGCCCGGCGGAGGGCAGCGGCAGCGGCGGUGGCGGGGGCCUCAGGAGGUCUAACAGCGCCCCCCUUAUCCACGGCCUCAGUGACACUUCGCCGGUGUUCCAGGCCGAGGCGCCGAGCGCCAGACGGAACAGCACAACGUUCCCGAACCGCCAUGGCCUGCUGCUACCGGCGUCCCCCGUCCGCAUGCACAGCAGCCGCUUGCACCAGAUCAAACAGGAGGAAGGCAUGGACUUGAUCAACCGAGAGACAGUCCACGAACGGGAGGUACAGAACGCAAUGCAGAUAAGCCACUCCUGGGAGGAAAGUUUCAGCCUGAGUGACAACGACGUGGAGAAAUCAUCCUCCCCGAAGCGCAUCGAUUUCAUUCCGGUGUCACCAGCACCAUCGCCUACCCGCGGAAUUGGGAAGCAGUGUUUUUCACCAUCCUUGCAAAGUUUUGUGAGUAGCAAUGGAUUGCCUCCAAGUCCUAUUCCCAGCCCCACGACCCGAUUUACUACGCGAAGAAGCCAGAGUCCCAUUAAUUGCAUUAGACCAAGUGUUCUUGGACCAUUGAAAAGAAAAUGUGAAAUGGAAACUGAGUAUCAGCCAAAGAGAUUUUUCCAGGGCAUCACCAACAUGCUUUCUUCUGACGUUGCACAGCUGUCAGAUCCUGGUGUCUGUGUAUCUUCCGAUACCCUUGACGGAAACAGCAGCAGUGCUGGAUCUUCUUGUAACUCACCAGCGAAAGUCAGCACUACCACCGACUCCCCGGUGUCACCUGCCCAAGCGGCCUCUCCUUUUAUUCCAGUAGAUGAACUUUCAUCUAAGUGACUCACUCACCCAUCCCAGAGACUCGGUUGUUUUCUGUUUUGUUUUGUUUUGUUUUGCAAUGGAGAGAAAAAUCAAGUUAGAGCAAGCACUGAACUUUGUCGAUUAAUUUGAGGCUAUUUCCUAUUUGACUGUUUUCCUUUUUUGGAAUUUACUGAACUGUUGAUAUUCUAGAGAACUUUUAUGUCAGGUUCCUGCGGAUACCCUUGAAUUCAGUGUAGUAAUAUUUUGAGACGUUUUCCCAAUAAGUGUGUUGAAGCAUACAUCUUUACGCUGCUAAUAUGUCUAAAUACAUAUGUUAUCCCUUGAUUUUUUAAAAAAUAAUUGAGAGCUCUAUUUAUUUAUGGGAUUAUUAAGUUCUGAUGCAAAUAUAAAUGUUGAAUUAAUCAGUGUAGUAAACUGAUGUUUUAAAAUUCCAUACUUCAUGCCCACACUAAUUUUAAUGUUAUUUUUAGUGAUUGCGAAUUUCUAUUUGAUGAACAAUAACGUACUUAUGCUAUUUUUAAAAUAUGUUAUAUCAAUCCAGUGGUUGUCUGUUUUAUCCAGGAAUCCUUGGAUAUUUAAUUUUCUAGGUACAGAAAGUGGGUGGGAGGGGGGCGAUAAAGAAUAAGAUAUAAACAUUAGCAACAAAUCUUUUGAAAUUAAAUAUAGAAGUAAACAUUUAAGAAAAACAUUUUAAAAUGAAAUUUAAUAGCAAUUCUAAGUCGCACAAAUAUAACUACAGAAAAUGAUUUUUCUUUUUUACUAGGAAGUGCAUUCUUUUGCGUAUAAUCCUAAAGUGAAAUGGGACAAUGUCUUGCAGUCUUAAUUCACUGCAUGUAGACAGGUCAGGUUCUUUGUACCACUGCAAACUUAAAAAGUUUUUCAAAUGUAGAAAAUGUGUGGAAAGCCCUGCUGAACUUCAGCGGAGCCUCCAGGCAGAUAAAACUCUGUCAUUAUUAAUAUGCUUUAAAAUAUCCAUCAUGCCUCAGUGAAAAUUGUUGCCAAUGAGAAGCCAGGGCAACUUUUGGCUGCUUUUUUUCUGCUCAUCUGUCACCUUCCUGGUUUUUCCUGGCUCAGGAAGGAAGCAGCUGUUUCCUUGCCAACAGGUCCUUCCUCUUCACCUCCCACCAAACUAGGGCAUCAAUGCACCAUCCGUUAGACAAGGGUACAGUGCGACUUGGAUUUCUGACAGUGAGCAAUGACAGGACCAUGGAAUUGUUUCAGGAACUUCUGUGGUGAAAGCUACAGCUGGAGUUGAGUGCCUUGGGGAUGUCAGUUAAUUAAGAGUCAGUGAUUUGCAAGAGAAAAUCAAUGGAGAGUCACAUAGGUAAAUCAUUAUUUGACUUAGGUUUUGUUAAAGGUAGGAUUGUGAAGUGUACUUUUCUUUGCCUUUUACAAUUAAGACAAAAUAUAAAAAUAUUUAGUAGUAAAAUGUUUUUUAUAUUAUAUUUCGUAUAUCAUCCUUAACUAGCGAGAGACACAGGAAAGAAAGAAAGAGAAAAAGAAGAAAAAAAAAAGACGUAGGGAAAAAAUAAAAAGACUGAAAGAGAGACCAAGACAAGAAGCUCUGGCUUUUUAAAGUCAUUGCCUACAGAGACUUUAACAAUCGUGUGGAGUUUUUACAGCUGUGAGGAUAAAUGGAACUGGUCAACUUUUAAAAGUUACCUCAAGAAUUCAGUGAAAAUUAUAUCGAGGGUAAGAUGAUGUUCAGAGACUUAAAAUUCUCUCUUUUAGGUAAUAGUGUUCCUUACCCACUCCUGACUUGUUCCUCAAAUUCAAACGUAUAUAUCCAAUUUCCUGUUCAGCACUUUGCCCUGCUUCCAGAGGUACUUUAAUCUCAGCAUCUCUAAAGCAAAAUAUAUUGUCUUCUCACUGAAUCUGUUGUUGAAUUACCUAAAUUGAUGAUGUCGCCACCAUCUGACUUCCUAAACUGGAAACCAUGGGAAACAUCCUUGACUUUCCUUUUUCCCCAUCUGGCAUAUCCAGCUUAAUCACCAAAUCCUAUCUACUGAAAUGAAUCUCAUAUCUCUCCUUUCUAUAUCUCUGUUGCCACUGAUUUGGCUUAAGUUCUGGCUUAAGUGAUCUGCCAGCCCAUUUUCUUAACUCCCUUUUGGCCCAGUCUUCACACUGCCUUUAAAGUGAUCUUUUAAAAAUAUGAUCUUGAGUUUUCAUCCUCCUACUUAAAAACUAUAUGCUUCUCCAUUUUGUGAAUAUAUAUAUAUAUAUAUAUAUAUAUUAGGAACUGGCCCUACUCUUGGAAGCUUCAGUCCUCUGCUCAUCCUGUCCCAAUACACAUCUUUCCUUCUUACUCUGCAAACACUAGGCUACUUGGUGUUCUUUCAAUAUGCCAUAUACUUUUAUGUGUUUGUAUCUUUGGAUAGAUCGUUCCUUCUUAAAAGUCUAUUUCUAUCCUUUUCAGUGAGGCAAAUCUUUAUUUCUUUUUAUUGCAUAUGAAUUUGUGAAAUAAUGUGUACCUGAUGAUUAUGAAAACAUUAAACAAUGCAGAUAUCUAUACAGGAAAAAAAUGAAAGCCUGCCUUUUAAUAUAUAAAAUUCAUCUUCCCAUAGUUAAUUUCUGUCAGUACUUUCACAUAUUGUACAAGAUAUGUGAAUUCACAUUUCCAUGCGUGUAUAUGUAUAUAAAUUCAGGAAACCAACACGUCAUUUACAUCUCUCUUCCCUUCUUUCCCCCGUAUCUUAUCAGUCCCCAAAUCUUACUGAUUGCGUUUUCCAGGAUCUCUUUUCUUACCUUCACCUCUGCUGCCUGUCUGACCCAGGGUCCCAUCAUUUCCCUCUUAGGCUUCUGAAGCUGCCUUCUAAUUCCCAUUUGUCCCCUUCACCCUUGCUCUGUUUGACUACCCAUUUAUUCUCCAUAUAGCAACUAGAGUAAUUCUUUUAAAAUCGCAAAUCUGAUCCAUCUCCCAGCUUUAAAGCUUUUUUGCUUCUUGUUGUUAGGGUAUAACAAAAUGGUUGGAUUCUGGCCCAGGAGGCCCAAUGGGAGCGAACUCUUGCCUGCCCUCCCCUUGGUUUCUGUGUCCCACCUUUACUGGCUUCUUGUAAAUACGUUAUGUUCUCUCCCAUUUUAGGUCAUUUUGCCAGAUCAUUUUUCUUGAAGGUAUAGAGAAACAGGGAAACCUUUAUUUGUAUAAGCUUAUUUUUCUAUUUAAGCAGUAAGUUUUAAAUCAGAUGAGUCUCUAAGAAUUCGUAUAGACAGUUUACAUUAUUGUGUUAUUGUUCAUAAGUUUAGUUAGUACUCUGUAGAAUGUAAGGACUUAGAACAUAUAAUUGUCCUUUAAAAAACUUUUUUUUAGGGUAUUAGUAUUGUUAAUCUAUAAACUUUGUGCUAGAAGUCUCAAAGCACACAACAUUUAGUUACAGUAUAGUUUGUCAUAUGUAACAAAAGUCUGUGGUAUGUUUUCCUUUAUUGUAUUUGUUAAAAACACAAUGUAAGUAGGAAAAAAUAAUGGCCACAAAAUUUGCAGCUGCUGGAUGUCAGAACCUUUAAGCAUACUUAAAAGGUUGAUUGUAAUCAAGAAUAACCUGUAUCAGGUUGCCUUCCAGUGAUUCAGUUAUUAGUUCAGCCCCUCAAAUACCUGUAGCAAGAGACUGUUAGAUAUUUGGCAGUAGAAUGGGGGAAGUGUCAAGGCUUAUGAGGGAAACAGAAUUUAGAUUUUUUUCUUAUGGGCCUGUUUAUGGAUGAGUAGAAAAAGUGUGAAGAUCCAAGACAGGUGGGAGACGGGAUAGUUGCCACAAUGACAAACCGAAGAUGAUGAUGUCACCUACAAUUCCCAGGUAGCAUUAGGGAAUAGAAGAAAGAAUUGGUCUUGGA